Messenger RNA from Morus notabilis, 3609 nucleotides. RefSeq names its product exportin-7. The transcript has 28 exons. The record is from RefSeq and is a predicted model, not a curated record. The coding region runs from base 136 to 3291 and encodes 1051 amino acids. Gene Ontology annotation, cellular component: nuclear pore; cytoplasm. Gene Ontology annotation, biological process: protein export from nucleus. Gene Ontology annotation, molecular function: small GTPase binding; nuclear export signal receptor activity. NCBI's taxonomy places the organism in Eukaryota, Viridiplantae, Streptophyta, Magnoliopsida, Rosales, Moraceae.
UUGCCUUCUAAAUAUAUUACUUCAAUCUGAUGAAAAACUUGUAGAUAUUUAUUCAUCUAUGUGUGAGGGGGGGAAGAAUUGACUUUGUUGGGGAAUUCUUGAUCACCAUCCGGAAACAAUUCUUAGGCUUUGACAAUGGAGAGCUUGGCGCAGCUAGAAGCAUUGUGUGAAAGGCUAUACAAUUCACAGAACUCUAUCGAACGAGCUCAUGCUGAAAGAACUCUCAAGUGCUUUUCAACAAAUGCUGACUAUAUUUCUCAAUGCCAAUACAUUCUUGACAAUGCAUCAAGCCCAUAUGCAUUGAUGAUGGCUAGUUCAAGCUUGUUGAAGCAAGUGACAGAUCAGAGCCUCCCUUUGCAACUCCGGCUUGAUAUUCGAAACUAUCUUAUAAGCUAUCUGGAUACAAGAGGAGCUAAGUUGGAGCCUUUUGUGAUUGGAUCCCUGAUCCAACUCUUUUGUCGAGUUACAAAGUUUGGAUGGUUUGAUGAUGAUAGAUUCAGAGAGGUAGUUAAAGAGAUGAACUUCUUAAGUCAGGCACCAUGUCACUAUGCCAUUGACUUGAAGAUACUGAAUCAGCUUGUUUCUGAGAUGAAUCAGCCACAUCCUGGAUUAUCUGUAUCUCGCCAACGUAGGAUAGCUAGCAUUUUCAGGGAGCAAUCACUUCUUCAAAUUUUCCAGAUAUCCAUAAGUUCACUGCAUCAGUUAAAAAAUGAUGUUGAAAGUAAGUUGCAGGAAUUGGCUCUCUCACUUUCCCUCAGUUGUUUGUCAUUUGAUUUUCUGGGGACUUCAUUUGAUGAAAGUUCAGAUGAGAUUGGUACUGUUCAGAUUCCUACUUCUUGGAGGCCAAUCCUUGAGGAGCCUUCAACACUACAAAUCUUUUUUGAUUAUUACGCAAUUAGUCAAAGUCAUUUUUCAAAGGAGGCACUGGAGUGCUUGUUACGUCUAGCUUCAGUAAGGAGAUCAAUAUUUACAAAUGAUUCUUCUCGAGUUAAGUUUUUGUCUCACAUAAUGAUGGGAACCAAAGAAAUUCUACAAACUGGAAGAGGUCUCUCUGAUCACGAUAACUAUCAUGUUUUUUGUCGCUUGCUUGCCCGCUUCAAAAUUAAUUUUCAGUUGGCGGAACUUGUCAAUACCGAAGGCUAUUAUGAUUGGAUAUGCUUGAUAGUAGAGUUUACAAUGAAGUCUUUACGUUCUUGGCAGUGGGCCAACACCAGUGUUUACUAUGUUUUGGGGCUGUGGUCGAGACUGGUAACAUCUGUGCCUUACUUUAAAGGUGAUAAACCAAACAUGCUGGACAAUUAUGUGCCCACUAUUAUUGAAGGCUUUGUAUCUACACGAUUUGAUUCUCUCGAGUCCGAAUUCUCAGAUGAACUUUCUGAGAACCCACUUGACAAUGUUGAACUUCUUCAGGAUCAGCUUGAUUUCUUUCCUUACCUAUGCAGAUUUCAGUAUGAAAGUUGUAGCUCUUAUAUAAUGAAAGUUAUGGAGCCUUUCUUGCAAAUUUAUAUGUUUUUGGCAAAUGUCCAAGCUUGUGGAGAUUAUAAAGAGCUUUCAAUUACUGAAGCCAAACUGGCUUGGUUAGUGCAUAUUAUUGCUGCUAUUCUCAAGACAAGGCAAAUUUCUGGGUAUAGUGGUGAACAGCAAGAACUACUCGAUGCAGAACUCUCGGCGCGUGUUUUUCAGUUGAUGAAUGUCGCCGACAAUGGGGCACACAGACAGAGAUAUGGUGAAAUCAGCAAGCAAAGACUUGAUCGUGCGAUUCUGACUUUCUUACAAAAUUUCAAAAAGUCAUAUAUUGGUGAUCAGGCAAUGCAUUCUUCAACUAAACUAUUUGAUCAACUAUCGAAGCUUGUUGGACUCCAUGAUCAUCUGAAAGUGUUGAAUGCCGUUGUUGGAAAGAUUGCUACAAAUCUUAAGUCUUACACUCAGUGCAAGGAGGUCAUUGAUCAUACCAUAAGCCUUUUCCUGGAAUUGUCAUCUGGAUAUAUGACAGGAAAGCUGCUUCUGAAGUUGGAUACCAUUAAAUUUAUAAUUUCACAUCACAAUAAGAAGCACUUCCCUUUUCUAGACGAACAGACAUGUUUUCGUAGCAGAACAACCUAUUACUACACUAUUGGCUCGUUGAUUUUCAUGGAGGACAGCCUCUUAAAAUUUAAAUCUUCAAUGGAACCUCUGAUGCAGGUUUUCGUUUGCUUGGAAUCAACACCUGAUGCAAUAUUCCGGUCUGACAUUGUAAAAUAUGCAUUAAUUGGUCUGAUGCGGGAUCUCAGAGGAAUUACAAUGGCAACAAAUAGUCGCAAAACAUAUGGCUUCCUUUUUGAUUGGCUUUAUCCUGCCCAAACUCCUCUUCUCUUAAAAGCCAUAUCACAUUGGUUUGAUGUACCAGAGGUAACAACUCCAUUGUUGAAAUUCACGGCUGAGUUGGUGCUAAACAAGUCUCAGAGAUUAAGCUUUGAUCCAUCUUCUCCCAAUGGCAUAUUGCUUUUCCGAGAAGUCAGCAAAUUGAUUGUAGCAUAUGGAUCAAGGAUUUUACCGCUUGCGAACACAACAGAUAUAUAUACAUCCAAAUACAAAGGAAUCUGGAUUUGCUUGACAAUUCUGACUCGUGCGUUGUCUGGUAACUACGUCAACUUUGGUGUCUUUGAACUUUAUGGUGAUAGAGCACUUGCUGAUGCUUUGAAUGUUGCAUUGAAGAUGAUAUUGUCGGUUCCUUUAGCUGAGAUAUUAGCGUAUCCAAAGCUUGCAGGUGCCUACUUUGCAUUUUUGGAGAUUCUUUGUAGCUGCCAUUUGACUUUUAUUUUGAAUUUGGAUACCAGCACCUUUAUAUAUAUUGUUGGAUCUCUUGAUUUAGGACUCAAAGGUUUAAAUGAGAGCAUCUCAUCACAGUGUGCAUCUGCUCUUGACCAUUUGGCAAGUUUUUAUUUCUUCAAUGUUACUAUGGGGGAUUCACCUACUUCGCCUGCUGCUCUCAAUCUUGCUCAGCGCGUUACUGAUUGCCCUGGUUUAUUCCCACAAAUCUUGAAGACCCUCUUUGAAAUUAUCAUAUUUGAGGAUUGUGGUAACAGAUGGAGUCUUAGCAGGCCAAUGCUUAGCUUAAUACUUAUCAAUGAAGAGAUGUUCACUUCAAUAAAGGGUCAGAUUUUGGCUUCAUUUCCAUUGGAUCAACAGCAACGUCUUUCCCCGUGCUUUGACAAACUUAUGGCAGACGUAACUCGAAGCUUAGAACAAAACAACAGGGACAGAUUCACCCAAAAUCUAAACAGAUUCAAGAAUGGACUCCGUGUUGUAUAGCUUUUGUUUGUCUGUCUUUAAAAUAUCAAUGAAUUUUGGGACAACUGUAAAUCCUCGCCCACUUCCUCGUUCCUAAUUUUUUUUUUUUUUUCUUUAUUCUAUGGGAUAAAAACUAAUACAUCUUUUACAGGCAAACUUGGAUUUAUUUGUAUGAAGGAAAGUUUCUUUUUUUUUCUUUUUUAUAAAAGGUUUAGAGGGAGUGGAUAAUUUUUUGUACAAAUAUACCGGAAGAAGAAGGACAAGACAAUGGAAAAGGUUCUUACAGGGACAUACGUUUUUUGUUUUUUUUAUUUUUAUUUUUUUAUUUUCUUUGCGUGU